AUGCACGGCGCCACUCUUGCCCCCAUGACUCUCAGCUUUCUCCAAAUCGCGAUGGUGGCGGCAGGUCUUCUCUUUCUACGAGCAAUGUUUUCGUCUUUUAGUGAUCCCACCAACGGAGCGCUGAAACUCAUUGAUUUCACGGGUGUCCAAGAAAUUUUGAACGCCCCCUCACCGGAGUAUGUUAUCAUAGAUGUACGGGAGAGGUCCGAGUUCAGGGGCGGCCACAUCCCAAAUGCAGUCAAUAUGCCCUUUUUCGCUUCCCCCGGAGCACUUGGUCUCGAUGAACAGGAGUUUGAGAAGAAGGUAGGCUUCAAGAAACCGAGCUUGGAGCAGAAGUUGCUGUUCUACUGCCGCUCGGGCACCCGAUCAAAGCGGGCUGCCGCCAAAGCUUUCAGCUAUGGCUAUGAGAACGUUUCAAACUACCCGGGAUCUUACCAAGACUGGGUGUCCCAUGGAGGACGCACCGAGAAAUAG
Molecule: messenger RNA, 474 nt
Organism: Wickerhamiella sorbophila
Lineage: Eukaryota; Fungi; Ascomycota; Dipodascomycetes; Dipodascales; Trichomonascaceae
Product: Thiosulfate sulfurtransferase RDL1, mitochondrial
Exons: 1
Coding region: 1-474 (157 amino acids)
Cellular component (GO): mitochondrion
Molecular function (GO): thiosulfate-cyanide sulfurtransferase activity
Source: RefSeq, a predicted model, not a curated record